Messenger RNA from Penaeus vannamei (Pacific white shrimp), 522 nucleotides. The record is from RefSeq and is a predicted model, not a curated record. Lineage: Eukaryota; Metazoa; Arthropoda; Malacostraca; Decapoda; Penaeidae.
AUGCUGGAGGAAGCUUUAGGAAGAAGGAUGCUGGAGGAAGCUUUAAGAAGAAGGAUGCUGGAAGAAGGAAGAAGCUUUAGGAAGAAGGAUGCUGGAGGAAGCUUUAAGAAGAAGGAUGCUGGAGAAGCUUUAGGAAGAAGGAUGCUGGAGGAAGCUUUAAGAAGAAGGAUGCUGGAGGAAGCUUUAGGAAGGAUGCUGGAGGAAGCUUUAAGAAGAAGGAUGCUGGAGGAAGCUUUAGGAAGAAGGAUGCUGGAGGAAGCUUUAAGAAGAAGGAUGCUGGAGGAAGAAGCUGGAGGAAGCUUUAAGAAGAAGGAUGCUGGAGGAAGCUUUAGGAAGAAGGAGGCUGGAGGAAGCUUUAGGAAGAAGGAUGCUGGAGGAAGCUUUAAGAAGAAGGAUGCUGAGGAAGCUUUAGGAAGAAGGAUGCUGGAGGAAGCUUUAAGAAGAAGGAUGCUGGAGGAAGCUUUAGAAGAAAGGAUGCUGGAGGAAGCUUUAAGAGGAAAGGACUGGAUGAGGAAGCUUUAG